AUGUUGCUUGCUGCCGGUGUUGAUGAGGAGGCUUUGAAAGGCCUUAGCCGGGAAGACCUGAAGGAUCUUUUUCCUGGUCCUGGACAUUUUCUCAGAAGAAAGAAACUUUGGGAGUUCAUCAAUCAAAAUUGUGAAAAUACCACGGACCAAGAUGCCAGCACUUGCAGUGGAAGCGGGAUUAUGCCCUCAACUAGCUCCAUGCCACCAUGCCAGCCGCAAGCCUCCACCCCCAUAUCUGCUGAGAAAACAAUGAAAAUGCCAGACCCUCCAGAGUAUGUGGUGUACACAGAUUCAGAGUUAGACAUGACUUGUAAGGAACACAAUCACUAG
Molecule: messenger RNA, 330 nt
Organism: Knipowitschia caucasica
Lineage: Eukaryota; Metazoa; Chordata; Actinopteri; Gobiiformes; Gobiidae
Source: the annotation of a GenBank genome assembly